Peniophora sp. CBMAI 1063 is the source of this 1584-nucleotide messenger RNA. The record is from the annotation of a GenBank genome assembly. Lineage: Eukaryota; Fungi; Basidiomycota; Agaricomycetes; Russulales; Peniophoraceae.
AUGGACCCCUCGCCGGUAUCGCGCCUCCCCGCGGAGGUCUUGUGUCUCAUCUUCCUCGCCUGUGCGCGCGAAACGCGACCGACCUUCCUCAUCCAUCGCCGGUCGCAAAGACUCGUUCAACGGAAGUCGGGGUCCGGAUGGCUCGACGUUACCCAGGUCUGUCGUACUUGGCGUAGAGCGGCCUUGGGGUACCCGGUACUAUGGUCCUCCGGCGACCUCCCCCUCGAUAUGGGGCAGACGUGGGCUCGAGAGAUAUCCGCUCGCGCGGGUACAACGACCAUCAAAGUCUGUCUCACGUUCGCGGACUUCGAACCUCACGGAAUCCCAGCGUGGGUGCAGGAACUUCUACGUGAUGACCUUCAUCGCAUUGGAGAGCUGAGGGUCGACCGUGGGGAGGAUACCGCAUACCGGACGAUUGAGGGCCUUGGAGGCGAAGCCCCUCGCUUAACGGCCAUAUCCCUUUCCUUCGUCAAUCCCCGUACUUUCGUGCCCAACUCGAAGUUGUGCGACUUGUUGAACGCGCCUACGCUGCAGUCUAUCGCACUGGAUAAAGUGCAAUGCGAACUAUCGGAGCUAGUCUGGCCCCAUCUGCGCCAUUUGGCCAUACACCGCACGAACGUCGACCCUGCGCACGCCCUUCGGGCGUUAUCGACUGCUCCUGUAUUGGAGACCCUCUCCAUGAAUCAGCUCAUGACUUCUCGUGAAUCCCCCCGCAUCUCAAACCGAGUGCACCUUCCAAACCUCGUGGAGAUGAAUGUUAUCGGCGAGGAGCCGGCCGUCUUCGACCUCUGGAGGAACCUCGAACUGCCGUCGUUGGUGAAACUGAACGUCGCACUGUUCCGGAACUCGCAUCAUCUCGACGCGGACCGCAUGAUUUUCCUUCUGGGGCUCACUCGCACACACCUUCUACGUGCCGAGGCAAGUGGCAGGACUCUCGUGAAGUUUAUAAUCGACUUCUCGGCGUCCACCACAAUGCGGGUCUACUGUUCUUUCAACCCUCUCAAACCAUUCACCCAAUCAAACGCCGACGACACGAUCUUCUUCCUCUACAUCGGAAAUCCUCUCACUCAACCCGCGGAACGAGUCGGACUAGAGCAAAUCAUACAAGCACUGCCUCUCGGCCACUGCGAAGUACUCGACCUCUCCUGCCAAUCUUAUGUCAUCCCCGGCCGCGGGGAUCCGUGGUCAUUUGAGACCUGGUCCGCCGUUGCCCCGCGGGCCACAUGCGUACAUACGCUUCGCGUAUCUGGACCGCACGCCAGCGCUCUGGCGAAAGCUGCCAGAGCUUCACUAGAAGGUGAUGCGCCAGUGAUCAUGUUCCCAUUCCUCCAACACCUCUAUCUAUAUAGCGUCCCGUUCGGGUCCGGAGAUUCGGGACAAGACCUUACCGAGAGCGAGAUACCACAGCUCUGUACGGACCUGGUGGCGUGGAUGAAGCUGCGCAAGGACCGCGGGGUCACUCCGAUCCGCAAACUCGUCAUACGGGAAUGCGACCUGUACGCAGACUGGCUCGCCGCUUUUGAAGACAUCGAGGAUCUUCGUGUCGAGUGGGACAACGAUUCUGGUGAAUUGAAGAGGGUGUGA